CAAAUUUAAUGACAUUUAAGAUGCUGCGCAAGAUAUUUAGCACUCAAUUGAAAUUGUGUGCACAAGCGAUAACUUCGUGAAUAUGGUGAAGUUACUGGAAAAAGUAUGUUGCAUGCGCCUUCGCACUGCUGGUUUUGUUAUCGGCUGGCUCGGUGUGUUGGGAGCCGUUAUAGGAUUCAUUAGCUCAGCCUGUGUUAUAGCAUCUCCUGAUGCACUCCUUGAUCAUAUUAGGCGAUAUUAUGAUAAUGUGUAUAAUAUUCGUCUUAAUGCGGAUACCCUGGCUAGCAUUCGUAAAGAUAUUGUCCUGAUCACCAGUAUCUACUUAGCUGCUGAUAUAAUCGCUGGUUUGAUUUCAGGUUUGCUCAUUCACGGUACAAAGAAGAAUCGCUAUUUGAUGAUUUUGCCCUGGUUGAUUCUAAAUGGCAUAGGAUUGAUUUGUAGUAUUUUAUAUUUAUUAGUUGCCAUAUAUUCGGUGUUCCAGGGUACAUUGGAGACUACUAUAAUUUUUAUUGCAUCGCUAUUGUUCUUCGUUCUUUAUUACUACAUUUAUUGGGGUAUCUACUCACUGUAUAAACAUAUUCAAAUACACAAGAUUACUGGACACACGAUCUAAAAGUUUUGUUUUUUUCAUUUAAUAU
This is a messenger RNA of Drosophila nasuta, 638 nucleotides long. RefSeq lists its product as uncharacterized. The coding region runs from base 83 to 613 and encodes 176 amino acids. The transcript has 5 exons. The record is from RefSeq and is a predicted model, not a curated record. Lineage: Eukaryota; Metazoa; Arthropoda; Insecta; Diptera; Drosophilidae.